This is a messenger RNA of Rhopilema esculentum, 792 nucleotides long. Its product is annotated as putative bifunctional dTTP/UTP pyrophosphatase/methyltransferase protein. The record is from RefSeq and is a predicted model, not a curated record. Lineage: Eukaryota; Metazoa; Cnidaria; Scyphozoa; Rhizostomeae; Rhizostomatidae. Gene Ontology annotation, molecular function: nucleoside triphosphate diphosphatase activity.
UUGAACCUAACAUUUCCAAGAAUUGUACGGCCUCGUUAUAGUUUUAAGAACCUCGUUUCUAUUCGAUUUUCAACAUCAUUUUCAGCGGGAAAGGCACGUUGUGACUUCUGUAAUAUUAAAAGAAAAAAGAAAUGCUACAACCAACAUUGGAUGGAUUGUCAAAGUUCCGACUGAUUCUUGCUAGUGGAUCUCCAAGACGGAAGGAAAUUUUGGCUAAUGCCAAUUUAAAAAUGGAAAUAGUCCCUUCCACAUUUGAAGAAAAUUUGGACAAGUCUCAAUUUGCUCACCCUUCAGAUUAUGUGAAAGAAAAUUCAAAACAAAAAGCUAUUGAAGUUUUUAACAGAUUGAACUCUGGGACAAAGUGUCCAGAUUUGGUAGUUGGUGCUGAUACUGUUGUGGUGCUUGGUGACACAAUUCUAGAAAAACCAAAAAGCAGUGAGAAUGCAUUCACCAUGCUUAAAAGCCUGGGUGGAUUAAAACAUGAAGUGUACAGUGGAAUAACAUUUCUUUGGCCAAGAAAAGCCUCUUCAGAUUUUCUUAUAAAGCAGUUUCAUGAAUGUACUAGAGUGGAAUUUGGAGAACUUACUGAUGAUGUUAUUAUAGAGUAUGUCAAAACUGGGGAGCCAUUGGACAAAGCUGGAGGGUAUGGUAUCCAGGGCUUAGGUGGGACUUUGGUGAAAUCAAUUGAAGGAGACUACUACAAUGUUGUUGGAUUUCCAUUGUACUCAUUUUGCAAAGAGCUGAAACUCUGGUAUUCAAAUUAUUCAAUGGAAACAUCCAGCUAAAUGAUUU